AGAUGAUGGACCUGCAGUCGCUCUGCUGGCUUCUACGCAGGUGACAAGUCGGGGCAUCGGCUGUGUGAGAAAAUAUCCCCAGUGACAGUGCGAAGAAUGUGAACUACAUCAUUCAGAAGGCUGCCCUACUUUCCGUUUCGGUUCCGGUUCCUCUAGUAUGAAAGCGAAGUCAUCACAGUUCGGUGCUUGGAGGUUUUAUUGUGAGCUUUGUUGAGGCGGGCCCUCCAUCCAGAUCCAUUUCCAUAGAGACGUGAAAAUAGGAACAUAACGCCUGAUGAUCUCCUGAUGCUCUACUUCUUCUUCGUGUUUUUUAUUCAGUUUCAGGAAUUACAACCAGGUGGCAGGUGUUGAUGUUUUCUUUCUACUAUAACUUUACAUCUUCAACAAAUUCCAUGAUCCUGAUGAUCUGCGGUGCUAGGUCUUGCUGUAGUGCGGUGUGCAUCGUCGCAGUUUCAGUCGUGAAGCAACUCGGUCCUUGUGAGAAAAGUGUGCACCAAAGACAGUGUCUCAUAAUUGAAAACGAUCGAUCAAAGAUGCAUAUCCAGCCUACAAACAGGCCUUGCAUAUCUUUAGCUGCCGCUUAUGCACACUUCUUCUUAGUACAACGAUACGCUGCGACUGCGUUCGCCCACACAAAUUCUUCCGCGUACUUUUGCUCGUCGAUAUGCAAACUUCAAUCUGAAAUAAAGGUUUGUAUCAGCCGAU
Messenger RNA from Amoebophrya sp. A25, 705 nucleotides. The record is from the annotation of a GenBank genome assembly. NCBI's taxonomy places the organism in Eukaryota, Dinophyceae, Syndiniales, Amoebophryaceae.